Molecule: messenger RNA, 781 nt
Organism: Echinops telfairi (small Madagascar hedgehog)
Lineage: Eukaryota; Metazoa; Chordata; Mammalia; Afrosoricida; Tenrecidae
Gene: MCRIP2
Product: MAPK regulated corepressor interacting protein 2
Exons: 5
Coding region: 30-500 (156 amino acids)
Source: RefSeq, a predicted model, not a curated record
GGCCCCUCCGCGCGGGAGCCGGGCGCGCCAUGUACACGAUCACCAUGGGACCCAGCAAGCUGGUGGCGCAGCGCCGCUCAGGCCCUCCGCAGCAGCAAGUGGAGGGCAGGCUCGGCGAGUUCCUGAAAUGCCGGCAGCCCGCCCCGCCGACGCCACCGCCUCCGCGGGCGCAGCCCCCGGGCCCCUGGCCCCUGUCCAGCUCAGGGCCCAGGCUGGUGUUCAACCGGGUGAAUGGCCGACGUCCCCUUGCCACGUCCCCAUCCCUCGAAGGGGCCCAGGAGACCUACACACUAGCCCAUGAGGAGAACGUCCGCUUUGUGUCCGAAGCCUGGCAGCGUGUGGAACGCCAGCUGGAUGGGAGCCCAGCCUGCGAGGGAGGCCUGAGGCCCGUGCAGUACGAAGAGAGGACCCCUAACCCCCGGCUACAGAACUUCGUACCCAUCGACCUGGAUGAGUGGUGGGCCCAGCAGUUCCUGGCUAGAAUCACCAGCUGCUCUUAGCCAUAGCCUGGGGAGAAGCGCUGCUUAAAGAGCCGCCUGGCUCCGGCGGACCUGCAGCCAGAAGAGGACCCUGGCACCUGACUCCGCCAGGCCUGGCUGGGUGCUGGCCACACCGGAAGUGCCAGAGUUUGGACUUUUGCACCUUUUGUUCCCUCAGCCUGACUGCCCUAGGCGGCCAGGCAGGAGUUGAACUUGCCUGCUGACCUCCAUUCUACCUGCUAUGACAACGCUGGGGGUUGGAGGAAGGGGCUGCAGGCAAAUAAAGUCAUGGACAAAUUGCA